AAACCACGAUGCUUGUCGUCUCGUAGCUGUCGACGACGUCUUUCUCUUCUUCCUCCCUUCGGGUUCGGAGGUUGUCUGUCUGUCGUGUCUCACGAGCAUCGCAUCUCGACGCUGACCGGCGACGCCUUACCUUUCCAUUCUCAACCUCACUUAUAUCUUUCUCACACUCGCUAAUACGCCCUCUCUCGCACCUACAACCCUCACGCUCACGAGAUCCUUCGCUUCCUUCUCCGUUUUUUUUUGUUUCCGACUUUCUGAUACCCGAUACCCCUUGGUUCGUUCGUGCAUCUUGCGGCUUCCUCCGACCAGUUCCAAACUCUAUUAGACUUUGCUUGACACAUCACCUGCGUCAAACUACAAGUGGUGCUCGGUAAGUGCGAACGACGAUCUCUUGGGUCACAGGCCUGAGGGGCAAUCUUUGGUAGCCUACAUUAGGUCGAGCAUCGGGAUGGGAUGUACUGAUCACACAUGCCUUGUGGUAGCUUCUCUUCCGUCAUUGAGGUUGAACACUUGACGCAUUCGCCCCGCCUCCUCACUUCAGCCAAACCCAUCAGGUGUCCAGAGCUCCACCCCCUCACAAGCCCACACUGCCUUGAGGGGAUGCCGGUUGGAAAUACCGACUGCGAACCCUCACUCUAGUGCAAGACCUUUGGGUCUUGAGUGUCUGGUAAGUUGUUUCUGUUGAACAUGGUUUCACCCUUCAUGCCCCGCCCCUUCAUGAACACAAGUCUCCCAAUGCCGGACCUGUCCCAAGAACGGCAUCUCAUAAUAUAUCAUGCUAUAACUUCAACUCUGGGCGCACGAAAGCCCUACGCAUAUUCCACAGCAUCAGCUUUGACGUUUGGGAAGUGGGGGUAACCCCGUGCCUUAUGCAACAUCUUGCAGGAUCGCUGUUUCAAACACACUGACCUUGGGGAACACUACUAACUGCGCGGACAUGGCCACUCAGUCCGAAGGCAUUAGUGAUCACCGUUGCAUCCUCUUCCGAGGUCCGUUCUAAUACCCGACAACUGAUCGGUUGGUGGAAAUGUGCUAGACUUCUUCGCCUGUAUCGAGUACGAGGCGGCAUCUUUCUGCAGAACCGAGAUAUCAAGAGGCCGCAAAGAUGGUUGGCGCAUGGGAAACCGAAGAUGAGUCGACCGUACCGGUUGCGUCCUUGCCGACACCUGCAGACACACCUUACCGAGUCCCUUCGCGAAACGUAUCACGAGGCUCACGCAAGUCAAAACGCUCGGUGACCCCCCCCGGGAAGAAUGGAAAGAGUCGAUCACCAGCGCCGCUCAAUGGUGAGAGGAUGGAUAGGGCGUCGAUGAUGUCUGCAAGAGAGUUUUGCUCUGAUGAGCCGGUCAGUAUUGACAGCAAACGUUUUACGCCAACGUUGCAUGCCAAUCUGGUAUCGGAGAUUCUGUCCCUAAGAAGAGAUCAGGAGGACAAGUUGAAGCUCAUUGAAAGCCUGGAAUCUUCAUUGGAUGCUGUUCGAGGGGAAUCCGAGUCUCUUCAGGCCAGGGUGGUAUCUACAGACAAGGAGAGCCGGUCAUUAAAACGUCAGUUGGUCUUGCUGGAAGGUGGAACGUCCUCGGCACUUGGUGAGUUGGCUCGAGAACGUGACGAGGCUGUCGACUCAGCUGCCGAGACCAAAAAACGACUCGACAUCACCCAGAAGAAGCUGAGGAACCAGGAGGAGGAUUCGGAACGGGUACAUCGACAAUGGGAAAAGGAAAAGGACGAAUGGGAAGAGGAGAAAAGAAAGCUGGAGCGGAAGAUUCACGUUGCGGAAAGUCGACUGAAGGCGGUGAUUGAUGAAGUCACAGCAUUCCAAGCCGUCCAAGUCGCUGGAGAGAAUGGGAUACUCAAUCAUCACGAGAGCGAAGGCGAGGAGAGCGGCAGGGAGAAUGAUGCCGCCAGUGUCCGAACCAUGAGUUUGACCAGCAAUACCAGGUUUUCGCUCUUAGCUUCCCCCAAGACGAACGGGAUGAACUCUCUGGCCGACGAGCUGGAUGGAUUUGACGAGGAGAGCAAUUAUGGUGGUCGGGAGAGUGUGCUGUCUAAUGGGCCUCAUCGCACACAUUUACGCAACAUGAGCCGGGACAGCAUCAUGUCCAAGACGCACAGGAGAGGACAGAGCAAUGAUAGCUUGAUGAGAUCCGGAAGCGUGCAUCGAUCAAGGCUUGCUUUUAGCGCUACGGCUCUAGAGAGGCUGGAGGGCGGCACCAUUCAAGAGGGUGACGAGACUGAGUCAGUAGCCCCAAAGGCUGUGUACGUCGACACUGGUGUUCAGCCAUCGCCUCCGCCGUCACCAACAAUCACUGCAGUGAAACCAACAACACCCGAGCCCUCACCCUUCAUGCAGAGAUAUGAAAGAUUGUACAACAUGAACAGCCCGCCCCGUGCUGAUCUCGAAAUUGAAGCAAACCAGAGAAAGAAGCGGGUGCAAAUUGGCCAGCCGCUUGCCAUCAAGACAUCGACCAGCAAUUUGAUGGUCAAUGGAUCCUCUCAAACACUGGAACAGCCCCUGAGUCCACCAAAGACACCCAGGACGCCUUUCCAAGAUUUGCCCCCAACGCCAAAGCCUCAAAUCCCUGCCAUGGUCUCUUCAUCUACCCAGACAGAGGACAUUGCCCCACCGCUCCAGCUUCCAGUUCUGUCGAUUCCCAGCAUUAGCAUCAUUCCUCCUUCAAGCCGUCCCAGCACACCUAGACAGCCUCUCUUGCCGCAGUUGACCAAAGACUUUGGCUGCCAAGUUUCCUUGAUCUCUAGCCCACCUACAGCAUCAUCUUCUAUGCAGACAGAGGAAAUCCGUGUGGACAAGCGUUUGGCCAAGUUGCCUCCACACCUGCACCCGUCAGCGAUCACGUCACGGCCAGUCUCGCCAGCUUUACCCACACCAGAUUUACCCACCGAUGACUUCCGGAAAUUCACUCUAGUUCCUGGAGAUGUGCCACCACCUCGCAACCCCCGCCGGUUGACCAGCAAGCGAAGCAUCGUUGAUAUUCCAUCGUCGCCGCCUGUUGUUUCUUCCCCUGUGUCAGAAGAAGCUAGAGAUGUUUAUCCUGGCAACAAUGACAAUGGACCAGUAUCAAGCCGAUCUGCCGCAAUCAGGAGGCCGCAUAGAAUCAGCAGCCUGUUUGCCGGCUUUGAUGGCAACAGCACGGAUGAGGGUGACGAGUUUAUGGAUCUCGACGUCAGCGACUCGGAGUACAGGACAGCAUUAUCUGCGCCUUCGGCUCCUAGGACCAUAGAUAGCUCGAGCAGGAUGGGCAAACGAGGCUCUGAGACCUCCGAGUCUGCUUUCUCACCCAAGGCGAACAGCGGAUACUCGCCGCGUCUGAUUGAUGAGCCUGAUGGCUAUGGUGGCUACGGCUCGACCAACAUUAUCUCUCAGACUCGCGAGACCCAGGACUCGGGGAUCAACAGCUCGGGCUCUCGCCGUGGCGGACCCCGCCCAGCGUUUGGAACCAAGGCCAGUGUUAUGCGCAGAGCUGCCUUGAUCCAGAGCGGCAUCAACUCACACUCGAGGGCUAGAAGCCCAAGUCUGACAGAUACCAAGGAGCCACCAUUCCCGAUCCCCACACGCGCCAGCUCGAGGAAACCGCCAUUGAGCGGUAGCGCUCCAAGUGAAGGACGAAGCCCGAGUAGAGGGUCGGAUACUUGGCACAAACGAGGCUCGAGCCGGAGUCAUUAUCGCGCUGGUAGCAUUCGCAAGGUGCGCUCAGCCACAGGUCUCCCGCGUGGGCAGAGGCGUCGGCCAUCUCGCUCACCGUCUCGUUUCAACGAGUCGGUCGAUAUCCCCGAGAGCCCGGAUCUUCCCCCAUUGCCAUCAAAUGACAUUACUACGCCCCGGCACAAGGAGUCCAAUACGUACGCCAAGUAUAGGUCCCACAGGUCCCAGCCCUCGUCCAACACGGCAACCACUGGGGAGACGACCGCCGCUUCGCAGGCAGAACCGAAGGAGAAGGCAUUUACGGUUGUGGAAGCGAUUGCUCAGACGAUGGUGGGUGAGUGGAUGUACAAGUAUGUGCGGAGACGCAAAUCGUUUGGGAUGGCAGAUGUCAAGGGUGGCGAUGACACCAGCAAUGAUCGUCACAAGAGAUGGGUUUGGCUUCAGCCAUAUGACCGUUGUAUCCUCUGGAGCAGCAAGCAACCGACCACGGGAGGUGCUCUUCUGGGCAAAUCUGGCCGCAAGCUCACGAUUCAAUCCGUCAUCGAUGUCAAGGACGACAAUCCGCCUCCCAGGGGAGCUGGUCCGCUAUUCAACAGGUCUAUCUUGAUCCUGACGCCGCAACGCGCCCUCAAGUUUACGGCUUCCAGCGCCGAGCGUCAUUACAUCUGGUUGAACUCGCUUUCAUUCCUUGCCCACUCCAACCAGGCCAUCCCGGAGAGUUUGCCCGUGCCACAAGCGAAGCCAUCGCCGGAGCAGUAUGAGUUGCCCAAGCCCAAAGUACGGCGACCGAUUAGAGACUCGAUUCGCCUUACCAAGGCCAAGACCGGAGCGCCGGUGAUCAAGUCUGAUCCCAUCGAGCCCUCAUCAUCAUUGGAGGUGGACAGCGCACCCCCCGCCAUCGGGGGCUACCGGCCACCGAUGCCUGAUCUCUAUUCCAUUCCAUCCCACACGCGCGAGGAAUCCACAGACACGGCUGCACCACCUCCCAUCACACGGUAUGGCGAGCGUGGAGUACACGGCCGCAAGCGUAGCAACACUGGCGGCCACGUGCCACCACCGCUCUCCUUCCGAGGCUUCUCGGGAGGCUUCUCGACACCGCUAGGAGGUGGAGGCCACCAUGCCUCAUCGAAUAGUACGGCAGGAAACAGCAUUGCGGGAUCAUCGGAUGUUUAUAGCAAUGCAGCGGCGAGCGCCAUCACAGGGGCAUCCAGCGCCAUCACCUGGGGAACAGGGUCGGUGCGGACCUCUGAAGCUUCGAACCGGCCAAACGGUCCCAAUUUCUUUGACGCCAUUGGCACUGUGCGCAUGGAGGCCUUUAUCAGCCCUCUAGCGUUCAGCCGAUUCAGCGAUACCCCGUAUGAGGAUGCCCAUGAGCGGGACGACGACUGUCGACAUGCUGCUCGUAGGAGGAGCAAGGAGUCGAGGCGUCAAGCCAGCCGGAGCCGACAACGGGACAGCUACCACAGCCGAGGUACCAGAGCAACCACUGAGAAUGAAGUGGAUGAAUGGUAUACGAGGGACGAUCCUUUCAAGGGCUUUUGAUCUUUUUCUUAAUCACUAUUGCAGUCAUGACUGACGUCGAUUUUUUUUUGUCAUUUCUAUACAAGCGUUGGGCGACAUCUCUAUCCAAAAGACAUGAGUUUCUCUUGGGAGUUUCAAAAGAUGGGAAAGCUACAACGUUAAUUUGGGGGGCGGGGGGGGCGAGGGUAUCAUUAUCAGGGAGGUGGGAAAGAGUGAUACCAUUUACCGCACGCACGCACGCAACACAGCUGAAGCCAUCAUUGAUAUGUGGCUAUAUUUUCCUUUCUCUCUUACCAUUCGAUGUAUUUGUUUUUAGUUUUAUUUUGGACGUGUACCUAUCUAGAAGAUCUGCAGGUGGACGGAUGGACUGGUAUUGUGUUUAUACAGGCAGGCCGCGAGGCUGGGCACUGUUGACUGAGGGUGUGGAAAAUGUGGAGAGGGGUACGGUGAUGAUUGCAGAGUCAUGCGGUGGUCAAUGUCGCAGAGCUUUUUGGGCAAGUUAUUUGCAUUAGCGAGCGCAACAUAGCAGCAGGCAGCGUUAUUUUUAAAAGCACCGGUUUUGUUUAUCUUGGGUGUGGUUGUUUGUGUUUUGUGUGUUUGUUACCCCUUUAAUGUCGUGCGUAUUGAUUUUCAAGAUUGGAGUGCUGACGAGGUGUAUAUAGAUGAUAGGCAGACACUGUCUUUCACAGGAUGAUGAUGAUGAUGACACUAGAAAGAGAC
Molecule: messenger RNA, 5902 nt
Organism: Podospora pseudocomata
Lineage: Eukaryota; Fungi; Ascomycota; Sordariomycetes; Sordariales; Podosporaceae
Exons: 2
Coding region: 1106-5203 (1365 amino acids)
Biological process (GO): maintenance of protein location in cell cortex; microtubule cytoskeleton organization
Cellular component (GO): mitochondrion; cell cortex
Molecular function (GO): phospholipid binding; tubulin binding
Source: RefSeq, a predicted model, not a curated record